Larimichthys crocea (large yellow croaker) is the source of this 7107-nucleotide messenger RNA. It is a transcript of the gene epha8, whose product is annotated as eph receptor A8. Gene Ontology annotation, molecular function: transmembrane-ephrin receptor activity; ATP binding; protein binding. Bases 448 to 3546 code for a protein of 1032 amino acids. The record is from RefSeq and is a predicted model, not a curated record. The transcript is spliced from 20 exons. Gene Ontology annotation, biological process: protein phosphorylation; axon guidance; ephrin receptor signaling pathway. Gene Ontology annotation, cellular component: plasma membrane; dendrite. NCBI's taxonomy places the organism in Eukaryota, Metazoa, Chordata, Actinopteri, Sciaenidae.
CAGGCAGGUAGGACGGGAGGGUGUGGCAACCAAGAGAGCAUUUAGCGUGCAUCGCCGGGCCAAUCCAGCGCUCUAAUUGGCUGCUGAGACUUUGACAGACGCGCUCGUCCCUCCCCCCCUCCGGCUGCCCGCUGAAAGUGUACGUAUGUAUGUGUGUGUGCGUGUGAGGGAGCCGGCAGACUGAAGCGAGCCACAGAGGCAGCCUCCAACUCCAACCCAAUGAGCUCGCAGCCCUCACACUCACACACACUCCUCACACACACACUCUCUCUCUCCUCAGCGCCGGCUCUCCGCUCUCGCUUCAACCCUGGGACACAGAAGAAGAAGGAGGAGAGGAGAGAGAGAGAGGCAGCGAGGGGCAGAGAGGGAGAGUGAGGGCGCGGGAGUAAGAGAGGAGAGAGGGAGAGAGAGGCAGAGGGAGACUGGCGGGGUGUGAGGGAGAACACCAUGGCUUCAGAUCCGGGGCUGGCUGCGAUGCUGCUAUGGACUAUAUCACUACAGGCUCUGGGCACCGCAGGAACUAACAGCAACGAAGUGAAUCUACUGGACACGACGACCAUCAUGGGAGACUGGGGCUGGCUAACAUAUCCGUCACAUGGGUGGGACGCCAUUAAUGAGAUGGAUGAAUACUUCAGUCCCAUCCACACGUACCAGGUCUGUAACGUGAUGAGCCCCAGCCAGAACAACUGGCUGAGGACAGUCUGGAUCCCUCGAGAGGGAGCGAGGAGGAUCUACAUUGAGGUCAAGUUCACCCUGAGAGACUGCAACAGCAUGCCUGGAGUCCUGGGCACCUGCAAGGAAACCUUCAACCUGUACUACUACGAGUCUGACAGAGCGGUGGGCUCGGCCAUACGGGAGAACCAGUUCAUUAAAAUUGACACCAUCGCUGCUGAUGAGAGCUUCACAGGGGUGGACCUGGGAGUCCGCAGACUUAAACUCAACACUGAGGUGCGAGGCGUAGGCCCCCUGAGCAGACGAGGCUUCUACCUGGCCUUCCAGGACAUUGGUGCCUGCAUCGCCCUAACCUCCGUGCGGGUGUACUACAAACGCUGUGUGGGUGUGAGCCGUAACCUGGCGGUGUUCACCGAUGUGGUGACGGGCGCAGACUCGUCCUCUCUGGUGGAAGUCCGGGGUCAGUGUGUGGAUCACGCAGAGGAGAGGGACACGCCUAAGAUGUACUGCAGUGCUGAAGGGGAGUGGCUGGUGCCCAUCGGGAGGUGUGUGUGCUCUGCCGGAUUUGAAGAACACAGAGACUCCUGCGUGGCCUGUGAGGUGGGUUACUAUAAGCCGGUGGCGGGCGACGGUCCAUGUGGUAAAUGUCCUCAACACAGCCACUCAGAGACCAGAGCUGCCCUCUCCUGCCCCUGCGACUCCAACUACUAUCGAGCGGCAGAUGACCCAGCAGCAGCUCCAUGCUCCCGCCCUCCAUCUGCUCCAGUAAGCGUCAUCUCUUCGGUCAAUGGGACAUCUGUGAAUUUAGAGUGGGAUCGGCCCCUAGAUACCGGAGGACGCAGCGACCUGCAGUACAGCGUGUUGUGUCAGAAAUGCUCAGGGGAAGGGGGGCCCUGUGAGAAGUGUGCAUCCUACCCAGGAGGCGCCAGUGGAGGGAAGGCAGGGGCGAGUAUUGGAGCCGGGGGAGGAGGGAUUGUGGAGCGUUUGGGCAAUGCAGCAGUUCGAUUCGUUCCCCGCCAGGCCGGGUUGACAGAGCCCUGGGUGACUGUGCUCAACCUGGUGGCUCACACCAACUACUCCUUCCGCAUCAUGGCUAUGAAUGCAGUGACACACCUGAGCAACGAGCCGUCACCUUAUGCUAUGGUCAACAUCACAACGAACCAGGCAGCCCCCUCUGAAGUCUUAGCGAUCCGCCAGGAGAACACCAGUCAGAACAGUGUGACUCUGCUGUGGCACGAACCCGACCAACCCAACGGCGUGAUUCUGGAGUACGACAUCAAAUACUAUGAGAAGGAUAAUGAAGAGCACAGUUACUCCACUUUGAAGUCUAAAAAUACCAGCGCGCGAGUGUCAGGCCUAAAGCCUGGCACCAAGUACAUCUUUCAGGUCCGAGCCAGAACGUCAGCAGGCUGCGGACGCUUCAGCCAGAACGUGGAGAUCCAGACUGGAAAAGCAGUUCCUCUGCGCUACAACACCAUGACAAUCAUAUGGAUCUGCAUGGCCCUGGUGUCCGGCCUGGUCACCUUUCUGGCCAUCAUCAUCUGCAGGAAACGGCAAGGCUACACUUUACCACACUACCCAUCGCUGCUACACUGUGGAUACAGCAAAGCCUUCCAGGACUCUGAUGAGGAGAAGAUGCAUUACCAGAACGGUCACGUGUCAUUCCCCGACGCGAGGUUCUAUAUCGACCCGCACACAUACGAGGACCCCUGCCAGGCGGUCCACGAGUUUGCCAGAGAAAUUGAAGCUUCCAGGAUCAAAAUAGAGAAAAUCAUUGGUUCAGGGGAGUUCGGGGAGGUGUGUUAUGGACGCAUGAGACUCCCGGGGAAGAGAGACAUCCCAGUGGCCCUGAAGACCCUGAAGGCGGGAUACACAGAGAAGCAGAAGAGGGACUUCCUGGCUGAGGCAUCCAUCAUGGCUCAGUUCGACCACCCUAACGUCAUCCGUUUGGAGGGAGUGGUAACCCAAAGCAAACCGGUGAUGAUCAUCACAGAGUACAUGGAGAACGGCUCUCUGGACUCCUUCCUCAGGAGACAUGAUGGUCAGUUCACCAUCAUCCAGCUGGUGGGGUUGCUGCGCGGCAUUGCGGCCGGUAUGACCUACCUGUCUGACCUGGGCUACAUCCACAGAGACCUGGCUGCCCGCAACAUCCUGGUCAACAGCAACCUGGUGUGUAAGGUGUCUGACUUCGGCCUGUCCCGGGUACUGGAGGAUGACCCCGAUGCUGCAUACACCACCAGUGUGAGUUUUCACAUCGAGGGAGGGAAAAUUCCAAUCCGCUGGACAGCCCCAGAGGCCAUCGCCUACAGGAAGUUUUCCUCCUCCAGUGAUGUGUGGAGCUACGGAGUAGUCAUGUGGGAGGUGAUGUCCUAUGGAGAGCGACCAUACUGGAACCUCACCAACAGAGAUGUGAUCAAAUCUGUGGAAGAGGGCUACAGGCUGCCUGCUCCUAUGGGCUGCCCUGGUGCUCUACACACCCUCAUGCUGGACUGCUGGCAGAAGGAUCGCAACGAGAGGCCACGCUUCUGCCAGAUAGUCACCGUUCUUGACAAGCUAAUCCGCAACCCAGAGAACCUGAAAUCUAUGGACACACUCUGCAGUUUAAGCAGUCCUCAGCUGAUGGACAGAGCUAUCCCAGACUUCAGUAGCUGUAACUCAGUAAACGAGUGGCUGGACACCAUAAAGAUGAGCCGCUACAAGGACCAUUUUGCAGCAGGGGGGUACCACACUCUGGGACAUGUCAUAGGCAUGAACCAAGGGGACAUCCAGAGGCUCGGAGUAACGCUGAUGGGCCACCAGAAGAAGAUCAUGACCAGCGUCCAGCUGAUGAGGGCACAGGUCCUCAACAAGAGUGUGCCGUCAGUGCACGUAUAACUCCGACACUGAGGUUUCUUCCUGCUGAAAUCCAGAAACCCAGGCUUCUACAAGGUCUAAAAGGGACUCCGUGGAAUUAAAGUUGAUCUGAUAAAUGGAAGAAGAAAAUAUGUGGGAACUUUACAAGACUUUUUCCUCAAGAUAUCGAAGAACAAAAUGUGAAAGGUUUUAACUGUGGAGCAAGUAAACAUGACUUCUUUGGGACAAGUCCGACCUUUCUUUUUUUUUUUUUCCUAUCCGAUUGCAUUUUCUGGGUUUAAAUGUCUUGUUUAUAAAUGAAAAGACUGCCUUAAUUACCACAAAUUAUUUUAAUUUUAUUGUCUACAAAGAGAAGAUAAUUUAUUAAUCAUGAAUUUAUCAGAAAAUAUGAUUUACUGAACCGGGCAAUAGCAAGAGUAAAUGGAGUGAUGUAGAGGGAGGUGGUGGUGGUGGUGGUGUUGGGGAUAGGGGCAUGGUGCGUAGCUUGUUUUCAGAUGUUCUGAGGACACUCGCUGCCUCUCCUGCAGCAAUAGCAUGAGGAGCAUGAGGCCCAGAACGCGGCCUGAGUCAGACAAAAGUGGAGAAAAAAGUGAGAUAGGGCUCACCUGAGUUGCCAGAUCGUCUCCAAAGCGGAGAAGACCUAUUUCACCCGAGGCUAUUAAUACUAACAACAGGCACAUUUCUCCGCCGUCCAACCUUGAUGAAUGAACCCAGGAGAGCCCAAGAGCCCUCUGCCCAGUUUGAAGCUGCGAGGCGCACAACUACUGUACUUGGAAGAUGUGUAUAAUUCAGUUACAGUGCACUUUAUUCUACAAUCUCUCUGUGGUGGAGAGGCGUUGCAGUUGUGUCAUAAAUCUCCUCUCAGCCACAACUGGAGCCACAAUGUUAUUAAAGAGUUAGCUGUUUGGAAAUUUUACAUAAACAAUGUCUAACUACAGUAUGAAACCCCAGCAGAGGAAAGAGGCGCUCACUCAUGAGAUUUUGUCACUGUGACAGUAAACUAAAGAAAAUCUAUGUAAAAUGAAUGCCUACAGUAUGUGUUUAAAUAUGCAUACUAAAUAAUACUGGCAAUUUCAAACAUUGUGAUUUACAUCUGAUGCAGUUUCAGUAUAUUUGGGGAUUUCUUGCUAUACCUCGUAUUUCAAAUUGAUUCCAAAUGCAAAUUGCAUUUCAAUACAGGUCUAAAUGUAGAGUAUAUAUUUUAAAUGUGCUCAAGUAUUGCAAACCUAUUUCAGUUUUGGGUGUGGAAGUUUUCUUUUGGUCUUAAACUAAUCUUAACUAGGUUGACUUACUAUCACUUAAGGCCAAAUUCCACCAGGCACGGAUGCAAUGCAUUUCGUGUGCACUGCGGCCAACGGAGCUAAUCGUGGCCGUUCUAGUCAAUGUUUCAAACACCACCAGAAGCGCAGUACAGUAUGCAGCUGUUCUAUUUUUGACGGACACCGUAGCCUGCGUCAAUCUGCACAGAGCAGCUCGAGCUCACAGAGUCAGACACAGAAACGGCAUAGAGAAUUUAUAUGAUUAUAAUUAGAGUCAAUUUUCAAAAUAAAAUACCCUGUGCAACUUUCCAAUCUUUAAAAAAUAGCCAAAAGGGAAACAGUUUAACUACGUAGGAUAUUUACAUGUUAGGAAGCACAUGAAGCAGAAAAAAAAUGACAAUGAACAAAGUCUGGCAUGCAAAACGCUUCUGUUGGGGUUUGAAGUUGCAUGGAAAAUGGACCAAAACAGCGCCACAGCCACGAGGUGACCGGGACGUGCUCGGUGGGAUUUUGGCUUUAGUAUAGUGUAAUGUCUAUUAUCUAUACGAUUAAUUGUCAUCAUGUGACUAAAGUUCCGUACUUACAGUACCAUUAUGACAGCUGAGCAAACUUGAAGAGCCUGGUAAGAAUGUGGUUGAAAGCUCCAGGAAAAACUAGUGAGUGGACCCCAAGUUAAGAUUAUUUUAUCAAACUCUUUCAGUUCUGUUUACUAUAUUUGAAAUUGCUAAAAAAAAAAAAAAAAAUCUAUUUUGACUGUAUUCUUUGUUUACUUUCAGACACAGAAAUACAUUUCUUUGUAGAUUAACGGUAUGUUUGAAAUGCCUUCGGAUCCCACACAUCAAAAUGUAUUUGAAAUGUUUGAAGGACAAAACUGACAUUAUUUGUUUUGUUUUUUGCUUUGUUUGUUAGCAAAGUAGCUGGCAGCAAACUUGUCAAAGCAAAGCAGCUAGUAUUAAUGUUAACUGACAACUAGAUGCUAACUUUAGGUUUUACUACAUGAUCUAGUUCAUAAGCUAGGUGUACAAGAGGAUAAUGCUAUAUAGCGAGGCAGAAUCAGAUUCGUUAGCUAACUGCUGCUAAAAUAUAUAAAUAUAAAAUCAGUCAGAAGAAGUUAUCAGUAAAAGAAGCACAAAAUAUCUUUGUUUCAACACUAAAAACUUGUUUACAAUGAUUGUCAAAGGCCUACCACGUGGCUGCCAGUGUAUCAUUAAGCACCCCAUGUUGGCUUAAUAUAACAAUGAUCCAUAAUUUCUCAUUUAAAAAAAGUUUGAAUUAGAGCUAUAAUUACAAUUAGCAUUUGAAUUAAUUUUGCCCAUGACUGCCAAACAUUUAAAAAUGUUGUAUGACUUUUUUAUAUUUCCUUAAAUUUUCCCUUAACUAUUAAUCCUUAAAAGUCUUUAAAUAUUAACCCAAUAUAAAUAUACUGUACAUCUUUUAGCUUUCAACCAAAAUUAGACGUAUAUUAGAGUGGAUAGUCCACGAUGCCCAAGCGGGUUUUUUCAACAUAAUCAGAGUAAUAUCUUGCUGGGAGGGUGUGUUACACCUGAAAGCCCUCUUAUUCUCCCCGGCAUCUCUGAACAAAAUGUUACAGAAGCUUGUUUAAUUCAGGGGAUGUUUUGGGAUCAACGUCAGCACUUAUACAGUUUAGUGCAACAAUCCCCAGAGUGCCCCGGAGUACAUACCUGAACACAUCUUCUGUGUGAAUGCUGGGAAUAUAAUACACAUGAGCUACACAGACUGUAAAAUAAAGUGUUACUUCUGAUUAAAUAUGAUUACACUGUUUGCCUCAGUGUUGAUGAAAAGGUGAAGAACAUGUAAGUAGAAUGUUUAUAUCGAAACGCUCUCAAAAAUCUAUAAUCAGUCCUAAUUUUUGCCCCCCUCUGUGCCAUCAAGAGAAUGUCUUUUUCUUGUGCACCUCGGUAGGUUUUCCUCUAGAUGAUUGAUGUCAGUUUUUAUUAGAGAAGAACCUCAUGAUAAUUCUUGGAUAUGUAUCAUAGUGACAUUUCACUACAGAUCUCCUUUUUUUUCUUUAGGAUGCUUUUAAAGACACUGGACUUGAACUGAAAACCCAUAUUUUAUAAAGUUAGGAUAUGUUUUUGCUAGAUGAAUUGAUUUAUAAUGUAUACAGCAAGUUCAGUCACUGGAAGGAAGAAAAAAAAAAGAACAACCGGGUUUAUUCACAUUUCAUUAUUUAUUCAUUCUCAUUUGUUUUCCAAAUAAUUCAACUCUAAGAGGUUUUAUUACAGUUGAUGAAUCAUCCUUGUUGCUAAUGAUAAAUGUGCAAACUGUCCAUAAAUACACAAUAAAGGAACGUUUGUCUGUG